ACGAGUAAGCAACCAAGCAGCGAACAAGACGAGUUUAACCCCGAUGCAGACAUCUGAGCCCCUCAUAACCCCUCUCAACGACGCGGUUGUCUCCUUAAACGUCACUUCAUCAGUCCAUUCUUCUCUUCACUACUCCAAGACGUUACCACCUCCUCACUCUUCACUCUUACCCCCUUAAAUAUGGCGACCGUCAAGCUCCCCGAACCCUUCGCGAGCAUCCCUCGCGAGGUCCUCACCUUCGGCCCCUCCCCAAUCCAACACCUCCCCCGCAUCUCCCAGGCCCUCGGCGGCAAGGUCAAUAUCUACGCCAAGCGCGAGGACUGCAACUCGGGCCUCGCCUACGGCGGCAACAAGACGCGCAAACUCGAAUACCUCCUCCCGGACGCCCUCGCCCAAGGCUGCGACACGCUCGUCAGCAUCGGCGGCGUGCAGUCCAACCACACGCGGCAGGUGGCGGCGGCCGCCGCCAAGCUGGGCCUGCGGGUCGCGCUGGUGCAGGAGCACUGGGUGGACUGGACCGACGGCGGCUACGAGACGGUCGGCAACAUCCAGCUGUCGCGCCUCAUGGGCGCCGACGUCCGCCUCGACCCGUCCGGCUUCGGCAUCGAGCACAAGCCGACCCUGGCGGGUCUCAAGACCGAGCUCGCCGCCGCCGGCCGCAACCCCUACUACAUCCCCGCCGGCGCGUCCGACCACCCGCUCGGCGGGCUGGGAUUUGCCCGUUGGGCGUUUGAGGUGGCGGCGCAGGAGGCGGAGAUGGGGGUGUUUUUCGACACGGUCAUCGUGUGCGCCGUGACGGGGUCGACCAUGGCGGGGAUGGUGGCCGGGUUCAAGCUGGUGGAGAAGCUGGGCGGGCGGAAGAGGCGAGUGGUGGGGAUCGAUGCGUCGGCCAAGGUGCCGCAGACGUUUGAGCAGGUGCUGAGGAUCGCCAAGAACACGGCCGUGAAGAUCGGGCUGGAGGAGGGGGACGUUACCGAGGCGGAUAUCGUGCUGGAUGACCGGUACCAUGCGGGGACGUACGGCCUUCCGGAUGAGCAGACCAUCGAGGCGAUCAAGUUCGGCGCGCGGACGGAGGCGUUUAUUACGGAUCCCGUGUACGAGGGGAAGAGCCUGGCCGGGAUGAUGGAUAUGGUUCGGAGGGAGGAGAUUGCCGAGGGGAGCAACGUGCUCUAUGCGCAUUUGGGGGGUCAGUUGGCGCUCAAUGCUUACUCGGCUCUUGGGUAGAUGUGGCAGAAGGAGAUUGUCGGAAGGUGUCCUAUUGAUGCGUAUUCGAGUCGCACUUCGAGCCUUGCCACCUCGUGAAUAUCAUCUUCUCGAUUGAUACUAAUCCAAGCGUGACACUUAACGUCUACAGCACUAAGCUGACCCAAGGAACGUCAAGAGAAUAACAGAAGCAAAUAACAUCUCGUCU
Molecule: messenger RNA, 1411 nt
Organism: Chaetomium fimeti
Lineage: Eukaryota; Fungi; Ascomycota; Sordariomycetes; Sordariales; Chaetomiaceae
Product: tryptophan synthase beta subunit-like PLP-dependent enzyme
Exons: 2
Coding region: 181-1224 (347 amino acids)
Biological process (GO): amine catabolic process
Molecular function (GO): 1-aminocyclopropane-1-carboxylate deaminase activity; pyridoxal phosphate binding; D-cysteine desulfhydrase activity
Source: RefSeq, a predicted model, not a curated record